UUUUCUCUCCUGAGCCAAGCAGAGCAGCCUGGUAGUCAUGUUGUUUUACAGAUCACUGAUCGCAGUGGUGGCGCUUGCGGCCAUGGCUUGCAUGGCGGCAGCCGGCGGUGGAUAUGGAGGUGGAAUCGGAAGUGGAUUUUCAGGCAGUGGAUUUAGCCAUGGUGGAAGUGGCGGAUUCGGUGGUGCCACAGGAUUUGGUGGAAGCGGUGGAUUCAGCGGCGGUGGAUUUAGCGGAGGAAGCGGCGGGUAUGGCGGUGGACGAGGUGGAGGCAGCGUCGUCCGCGCCCGCUUGGUCGGCGUUGGCGUUCUUCCUAGCGUCGGCGGCGGCUCAGGCUUCGGCGGCGGCUUCGGCCAUGGUGGAGGACGAGGAUCCUUCGGCGGAGGACAAGGAUCCUUCGGCGGAGGACGAGGAUCCUUCGGUGGAGGACGAGGAAGUGGCGGAGGAAGCUACGGAUGGUAAUCAUCAUACUCCAAGAACAUUUGGCUUG
Penaeus indicus is the source of this 488-nucleotide messenger RNA. Its product is annotated as ctenidin-1-like. The coding region runs from base 38 to 460 and encodes 140 amino acids. The record is from RefSeq and is a predicted model, not a curated record. NCBI's taxonomy places the organism in Eukaryota, Metazoa, Arthropoda, Malacostraca, Decapoda, Penaeidae. The transcript has 2 exons.